UUCACCGUCUACCGUGUCCACCUCCACGGUCGCAGUCCCCCGAUUAUCAGCGUUGGGCUAUUUGGAUCAGUCGAUCCAUCGCAAACUCCUUACCACCUGGAUCCCCAAACUGACCAUCAAAGCGUCGCCUUCACACACAAGGUCUCAAGUCGCCGGCAGCUCUUCAACUAGCUGUUAAAUAUAUUGCAUUGAAAUCAGUUUUCCCGCGCGUACAAUACACCGCCGGCUCUGUGAUACCUCACUGCAUCCUCGAGCGCACCUUCAAUCCUUCGGAGGACUACCAUAAAUACCUCGUGCUUCCUGCAAAAUGUGUUCAUACAUCCUAAGCUCUUGAUGAUUACUGAAAUCGAACCUCAAGAAGUCGUUCAUGUUCCCGCCGCAACGACGAAGACCGCCACCGUAAUCUUCAUUCAUGGGCUCGGUCAAUCUAACCUGACUUGGUCUCUACUCGUGCAAGAAGCAUUGGCGCCCAAACUACCCCACGUCGAAUGGAUUCUUCCGCAAGCAAAUCACCGUCCAGUCAGCCUUAACCAAGGUCAACUCCGUCCCAGCUGGUUCAAUAUAACCCGUUUACCCCCGGACAAGCACGAAUACGACGAAGCUGUAAUAUCAGAGUCCAUCUCAAGAAUCGAAUCUUUGAUUCUUUCCCAAGUACACUCCGGUCUCGACUCUCGAAGGCUCGUCAUCAUCGGCUUCAGCCAAGGUGCCGCCCUCGGUCUCAUGACCGCACUUUCGACUCUUCAUGAGCUUGGAGGGGUGGCAAGUCUAUCUGGAUGGAUUCCCGUGCGAGCACGACACACACUAACCCCUGCAGGCAAACUGCCUAUUCUGUGGUGCCAUGGCCUAACAGAUGGCGAGAUACCGAUAGAAUGUGGUCGGGAUGCUGUAGAAUAUCUCCGAUCAUCACUUGAAGUUUCUAGUGAGCUACGGUUCAAAACAUACCCUAAACUAGCACAUAAUAUCUGUGACGAGGAGUUGAACGAUCUGGUUUCAUGGCUAGAAUCCGUUCUGGAUCAUCGAUGUGUUUGCGCCGCGAAAUAGAUUGCGAGCAGUAUCAUUAUCCCUGAUGUAUCAGCAGUAGAAUCUCAGUGUCCUUCCC
Marasmius oreades (fairy-ring Marasmius) is the source of this 1099-nucleotide messenger RNA. RefSeq lists its product as uncharacterized. Lineage: Eukaryota; Fungi; Basidiomycota; Agaricomycetes; Agaricales; Marasmiaceae. Gene Ontology annotation, cellular component: cytoplasm. Gene Ontology annotation, biological process: protein depalmitoylation. Gene Ontology annotation, molecular function: carboxylic ester hydrolase activity; palmitoyl-(protein) hydrolase activity. The record is from RefSeq and is a predicted model, not a curated record. The transcript has 6 exons. Bases 334 to 1041 code for a protein of 235 amino acids.